Messenger RNA from Sclerotinia borealis F-4128, 1491 nucleotides. The record is from the annotation of a GenBank genome assembly. NCBI's taxonomy places the organism in Eukaryota, Fungi, Ascomycota, Leotiomycetes, Helotiales, Sclerotiniaceae.
AUGACAACUUCUAUACCUUCCUCUGGCUCUGACGCUGCCCACAGUUCUGACAACGAUACGGAAUUUACUCAUAGCAGUGCUACGACUUAUGCUUAUUUCGCAGAAGUUCAUGUUCAUUUCUCUUAUCGGGACGGGGAUCUUACAUGGUCCGGCGCUGUAGGACUCGAUGGCGGAUUGUCGGGCGGGAAAAUCAAAGGAGAGGAUGUGAUUUGCGUUACUGAGAAUGAGGGAUCAAAUGGUGCUUUAGGUUACACAAUCUUUAGCCUGUCACCGAUCAAUGGAGGGGUAGAAACGUUCCCCUUUGAGUUAAAGACAAUAUCUGCCACCAACCUUCCCCAGGAGUGUCUUGAAAGUUAUCUUGUGAGGAGUUUGCCAACAUACCUUCGUUCCGCAGAAACUCAAAUAUAUGUUUUGAUAUCGACAUUGUCCGGGACUGGGUUGUCACCAGCCUUUUACGAUGCAGUACUACUCCGGAUUCUCAACUCUAUCGGUUUACCGGAAUCAAGCUACACCUUGAUCAAGACCGACAACGCAGAUUCGGUGAAAGAAUUUGCAAGUUCAAUACUACUAGAUGGUGCCAAUAAGGGAUCAAAACAAUCGAUAUUGAUGUUAAGUGGUGAUGGUGGGAUGGUGGAUACAAUAAAUGGAUUGCUUGAAAGUGGAGAAAGAUCAAGUUUAUACGUCAAACCAACACUAUCUCAACUACCCCUUGGCACGGGCAAUGCCCUCUUCCAUUCUUUGCACCGACCCUCGCCAAUCUCUUCAAUAUAUAUACAAGGUUUAAGGACACUACUUCACGGUACACCUUUGCCACUUCCAAUCUUUAGUGUGAAAUUCUCUUCUGGGGCACGAACUAUAACGAAUGAAGGUCGAACGGAGACACCGCUCACAAACAAUAUUGUCUACGGGGCAGUCGUCGCCAGUUAUGGUCUCCAUGCUACCCUUGUUGCCGACAGCGAUACCGUCGAAUAUCGAAAACAUGGAGACAAGAGAUUCCACCUGGUAGCUGGCGAUUUGCUUUUCCCACAGGACGGAGCUCUACCACAUGCUUAUAGGGCUUCUGUCACUCUGAUGAGAUCUGAUGGUACGGAAGAACUUAUACCAAGAAAAGAACAUGGGUAUAUUCUCUCCUCAUUGGUCUCCAAACUCGAGCGAACUUUCACAAUAUCUCCCGCCAGUAAGCCUCUCGAUGGUCAAUUACGGGUCGUACAUUUCGGGGCUGCAACUGGUAAGCAAACAAUGAAGGUUAUGGAAGAAGCCUACAAAGAAGGAAGUCAUAUCGGCAUGCAUUGGGGUGAAGAUGGUCAGAAGGGUGAGGUAGGAUAUGAGAGUAUCGAGAAACUCAGAAUAGAUUUCGAAGAAUCUGGGGAAGGUUUCAAAUGGAGGAGAUGCUGUGUAGAUGGUUUGAUUGUGGGUGUUGAAGAAGGAGGCUGGAUGGAAGUUGAACGAUUAAAGGGUGAAGGGACUGUUGAUGUUGUAGUUGAUCUGUAA